AUGGCGUCUGAUAUGUACUGUCUGUCAUGCAUGGCCUGGGCCACGGGCGAAUGCCAAAGAGACCAUGAAUUGCAUCUCACGGACCAGGUCCCAAUCAGUCACUUCGAAGAGGCCUUCCUUCCGGAGAUGCGGAAGCUUGCUGAGAAUAUACCUGCAGGAUUCCAUGUCUUUGAUGAAAGCUACGAACCUACACACAUUCCGGUCUUUGACCCGCUGGACGACCCUGCUGAUAUGCCCUCCUUUGACGGCGUUGUGGACAGUGAAAUGGUACUUGAUAUCGAUGACCCAGGUUUCACUUUAUCGAAGGAUGCAACUUUCACGCUUUCCGACGGCACUUGCAGCGAUAAGUCAGAUACCUCAACUAGCCGAGACACCAACUUCAAGGCGCGUGGACGCUCCAAGUCGGAUCCCACAUUGUCCCCUGAAGAGGUUUCCAUAAAGCAAGGCAGGAUAGAUGCGUACGUGCGGGAGGCCAACACUACCAUCUCUAGAUUAGGGCGAUACUGCCAUUAUGUACGCCAUAGCCAAGAGAUUGCGAAGCUGUGGGAAACUACAUUUGAUGAUAUCCGGCAAUUCGUAUCAGAACUACUGGAAAAACGAAAUGAAGGCCCUGGCCUGAUCGAUACCAGGGUCCUCGAGGAAUGGGUCAAGGGUCUACAGGAAUUCGAGUUCACACUCGCUGCCAAAAUCAAGGCAGGGACUCUUGCGCAACUCGGGGAAAUGGACGAUUCGGUUAUCGAUGGACGUUGUUUCGAAUGUGCGCGCUGGUGCGAUGUCCCACGUCCCUAA
Molecule: messenger RNA, 789 nt
Organism: Aspergillus puulaauensis
Lineage: Eukaryota; Fungi; Ascomycota; Eurotiomycetes; Eurotiales; Aspergillaceae
Exons: 1
Coding region: 1-789 (262 amino acids)
Source: RefSeq, a predicted model, not a curated record